AGUCAAGAAUAUUUAGAAAAUGUAAUUAUAUGUUGUACUUUUUCUAGUUGAUGGUUCCCAACAACACUCUGCCAUCAUACACACAUGCUGGGUCUUCUAGUUUCGUAGAAGUCAACCAGAGUUGCCUUAAUGAUUCAUUAGUGGAUGUCAGUGGGCUCUGCACAGGAUGGAUUGCCCAGACCACUAGCACAUCUGCUCUUCAACCUCUGAGUCACUGGACUCCUCCAGACCAACACCACGACCCUGCCAUCCCGUCCCACACGGAUAUGUACGUCCAGCCGAUCUGUCCCAGUUACACUGUGGUGGGCCCUUCCCCCAUGCUGACGUUACACACACCUUUCUUCACCAACCUUGCGACCAUGAGCACUUCCAGCUCAGCCCUGCCUCAGGUGGAGGUCCCGGACUCCUCCUUUACGUACAUCCCUUGGGCUCAGCCUUUAUCCACUAUCUCCGGCUCCGUUGUGCAGGCCCCCUCAAUGCCAGCGGCCAUGUCAGCCCACCAGCUCUUCCCAGUGCCUCUGACCUUGCCAGUACUCUCACCAGAACUGGAGCCUCAGCAGGUGGAGACUCCCCCAGCCCCCGAGGGCACUCUGGCCCUUGAGAAACUGCUGGAAGAAGAUGAGGGCCAAAAAGAACCCUACAUCUGCAACUCCUCGCUGUUUUCAGAAGAUAUUUAAGAUAUUCGCAUUAGCACUCU
Sinocyclocheilus anshuiensis is the source of this 697-nucleotide messenger RNA. RefSeq names its product POU domain class 2-associating factor 1-like. The record is from RefSeq and is a predicted model, not a curated record. Bases 51 to 677 code for a protein of 208 amino acids. NCBI's taxonomy places the organism in Eukaryota, Metazoa, Chordata, Actinopteri, Cypriniformes, Cyprinidae. The transcript has 3 exons.